Bombyx mori (domestic silkworm) is the source of this 2268-nucleotide messenger RNA. RefSeq names its product galactose mutarotase. The record is from RefSeq and is a predicted model, not a curated record. Bases 651 to 2087 code for a protein of 478 amino acids. The transcript has 10 exons. Lineage: Eukaryota; Metazoa; Arthropoda; Insecta; Lepidoptera; Bombycidae. Gene Ontology annotation, biological process: glucose metabolic process; beta-D-galactose catabolic process via UDP-galactose, Leloir pathway. Gene Ontology annotation, molecular function: aldose 1-epimerase activity; carbohydrate binding.
UAUUUAUUUUUAUUGCUUAGAUGGGUGGACGUGCUCACAGCCCACCUGGUGUUAAGUGGUUACUGGAGCCCAUAGACAUCUACAACGUAAGUGCGCCACCCACCUUGAGAUACAAGUUCUAAAGUCUCAGUAUAGUUACAGCGGCUGCCCCACCCUUCAAACCGAAACGUAUUACUGCUUCACGGCAGAAAUAGGCAGGGCGGUGGUACCUAUCCGCGCGGACUCACAAGUGGUCCUACCACCAGUAAUUACGCAAAUUCUAAUUUCGCGGGUUUGAUUUUUAUUACACGAUGUUAUUCCUUCACCGUGGAAGUCAAUCGUGAACAUUUGUUGAGUACCUAUUUCAUUAGAAAAUUUGGUACCUGCCUGCGAAUUCGAACACUGGUGCAUCGCUUCAACACGAAUGCACCAGACGUCUUAUCCUUUAGGCCACGACGACUUGUUAAUACGAACAUUUUCUAUUAUAAACUCUUUGUUUCGAGUGAAAAAAAAAGUUCUGUCUGUGUAAAAAGGUUCUGUCAAAAUAUGACAGUAAUCAAAAAGAUAAUGUAAGACAAAAAAUUCAAAAAUUGUUGAAAAUCCCUAAAUUUUCGAUAAAUAUUUAAAAUUUAAAGUACAUCUCUUUUUAAAAUUCUAAAUUCCCUGUGAAAAUGGCCGAAGAAGGCGACGAAAAAGCAAGCGGUGAUGUCGAAGAGGACACUAAGACAGUUACUCCACAACCGGAACCUAAAAUACCCGAUGUGGAAUUAAUUGUUGACGGGUUUGGGUUGAUGCCUAAAUCAAUGAAGGUACCCAAAAACCGCACCUCAAAUGCCUUCGAAGAAUCAAAGCAAAUGUUAAAAGAAAUAAAAGUUACGAAUGAAGAAGCCAAAAGUCCCUGCUCCUCCAGUACUAACAUUGAAGUGGUUAGACGGUACACUUGGAGAACGAAAAAUAGGAUGAGUGUUCAGAUAAUUUCGUAUGGAGCCACGAUCACCUCAAUCCAGGUUCCUGACAAAAAAGGCGUUCCUGAUGAUGUGGUCGCAGGAUUCGACACUUUAGAAGAAUAUUUCCAACCACGAAACCCAUAUUUCGGAGCUACUAUUGGGCGCUACGCAAACAUCAUUCGGGAUGCCACAAUGGUGGUGCGGCCUUCGGGAAGAAUGUACAUGCUGUCAAACAACAAAGGCCAUCACCACUACCACGGAGGAUAUGUUGGAUUCGAUAAGGUUAAUUGGCAUUCAUAUGUGAACGGGAAUCAAGUGAUAAUGAGUCACGUGUCCGAGAGGUUUCACGAGGGAUAUCCUGGCACGGUGAUGGCGCAAAUCACAUUCGAAGUAACCUGUGAUAACACCCUUAAGAUUGAGAUGAAGUGCACAUCGAGCGAACCCACCAUUGUUAACCUGAGCUGCACACCGUAUUUCAAUCUUGCUGGACAUCACUCCGGUAACAAUACAAUGUACGACCACAUAUUUACGAUCAAUGCAGAUAAAUACACCGCUGCAGAUGACGAUGGAGUAGUAACAGGUGAAAAGAAAGUGGUUGGUGGUACUAUAUUCGACUUUAGAGUGCCCCGUGUUUUGAGGACAAUGCUGCCUCGAGUAGCGAUGGGCGGUUAUGAUAUCAAUUAUUGCGUCACACAGGGAACAGCGCAGGAUUUAACUUUUCAUGCCAGAGCCCUCCAUCCAGUAACCGGAAGAGUUAUGGAGUUGUACAGUAACCAACCUGGCUUGCAGUUCUAUACCGGGAAUCUUUUGCCGGAUCCAGAUAAAAUAGUCGAGACUCCAGUCAAGGCCGUCGAAGAGGAAGAGGCCGAGUCCAUCAAGUCUGAGAGCGGUGACAGUACUGCUAGUGAUAAAUCGAGCGUGGCAGGUGAAGUCAUGAACGAAGAAGAAAGCGUGGAGGGCAAAACGAGUGUCGGUUACGUUCCACUGAUGGGCAAACAAGGAACGUUUUACAAGAAACACGGUCUCUUCUGUUUAAUGCCGCAAAACUAUCCUGAUGCUGUUAAUCACACCAACUUUCCGAAUUCGGUGCUCAACCCUGGAGAAGUUUACGUUCACCGAAUACAAUAUAAGUUUGGUAUUCUACUCGGAAGGUAUAUUUGAAAUACGUAUCACAUUUUGGUAUAAAAUUGAACUGAGUUUUUUUUGUAUGAAUCAAGACAAUCAUUUUACGCGCGCUCUUAUUGUGAAUUUCGAUGGUUUUAAUUGCUAUUUUAUUUUAUUCGGGUUUAUAAUUUGGAGAUUGUUAUGUACGUUGAAAAAUAAAAUUUUAAUUACAUGUCUA